GGCCGGGGGGGUCCCCAUGGGCAUAGGGGGGCGGGUGUGGGGCUGGGCCCCAUGGGGCUGCUUAUGGGGCCGGCUGUGGGUCCGGCUGUGGGGCUGGCAUGGUUCCCGCUGUUUGUUCAGCUAUAGGGUGGUCUGUAGGGCUGCCUGCGGGCCUGACUAUAGGACUGGCUGUAGGGCUGGUUAAAGGCCCAGCUGUGGGUCCAGCUAUAGGGCUGGCUGUAAGACUGGCUAUAGGACUGGCUAUAGGGCUGCCUAUAGGUCCAGCUAUAGGGCUGGCUAUAUGUCCAGCUGUGGGUCCAGCUAUAGGGCUGCCUAUAGGCCCAGCUAUAUAGGACCAUAGGACUAUAGGACUGCCUAUAGGGCUGCCUAUGGGUCCAACUAUAGGGCCAUCUAUGGGAUUGGCUAUAAGACUGGCUGUAGGACUGACUGUAGGACUGUCUAUAGGUCUAGCUGUAGGACUGGCUAUAGGGCGGGUUAUAAGUCCAGCUAUGGGGCUGCCUACAGGUCCAGCUGUGGAUCCGGCUAUAGGGCCGCCUAUAGGGCCGCCUAUAGGUCCAGCAUCGUCCCAGCCGUGGGUCCAGCCAUGGUGCGCCCCCCGAACCCCAUCCCUUUUCCCCCCACAGGUGCAGUUCUGCUGCCGGCCCCCCCCGGCACUACUCGGGGGCCGGGCCCCCCCCCGACCCCCCCCGGCGCGUCCCUGCAGGCACGGAGCCACCGUGGCCCCACGACGUCGCCGGGCGCUGCUGCGGCCGCUGCUGCUGGGGCUGGGGCUGGCGCUGCCCCUGGGCGCCGGCUGCUACCUGCGGGCUGAGCCCCCCCAGCGCCGCCGCCUGCGCCUGCUGCUGGACGGCGUGGGACGCUUCGGCAGGUCGCUGGCGGUCGGCAUGGAAAUCUCCGUGGAUUAUUGGUGGACGGCGAACGUGGUGCUGCGGGGGGUGGAGGAGGGCUCCCCGGCCUUCCAGGCGGGGAUGUCGCGGUGCCACCAGCGCGCGGCCGAGCGGCUGCUGCGGGGGGCGCUGCGCAACGGGGGGCUGUACAUCAAGCUGGGGCAGGGGCUCUGCUCCUUCAACCACCUCCUGCCCCCCGAGUACAUCGCCACCCUGCGCGUGCUGGAGGACCGCGCCCUGCAGCGAGGCCACCGGGAGGUGGACGAGCUCUUCCUGGAGGACUUCCAGACGACGGCGGCCGGCCUCUUCCAGGAGUUCGACUACGAGCCCGUGGCGGCCGCCAGCCUCGCGCAGGUUCACCGCGCCACCCUGCAGGACGGCACGCCGGUGGCCGUCAAGGUGCAGUACAUCGACCUCCGCGACCGCUUCGACGGCGACAUGCGGACGCUGCAGCUGCUGCUGCGCAUCGUGGAGUUCAUGCACCCCAGCUUCGGCUUCAGCUGGGUGCUGGAGGACCUGAAGGGGACGCUGGCGCAGGAGCUGGACUUCGAGAACGAGGGGCGGAACGCCGAGCGCUGCGCCCGCGACCUGCGCGACUUCAGCUACGUGGUGGUGCCGCGCGUGCACUGGGACAAGUGCAGCAAGCGGGUGCUGACGGCCGAUUACUGCGAGGGCUGCAAGAUCACCAACGUGGAGGGCAUCCGGCGGCAGGGCCUGGGGCUGCAGGAUGCCGCCGACAAACUGAUCCGCGUGUUCGCCGAGCAGAUCUUCUACACCGGCUUCAUCCACGCCGACCCGCACCCGGGGAACGUGCUGGUGCGGCGCGGCCCCGACGGCAAGGCGCAGCUCGUGCUGCUGGACCACGGCCUCUACGAGUUCCUCAGCGAGAGGGACCGCAGCGCGCUGUGCCAGCUGUGGCGAGCCAUCGUGCUGCGCGAUGACGCCGCCAUGAGGAGCCGCUCGGCCGAGCUGGGCGUCAAGGAUUACUUCCUCUUCUGCGAGAUCCUGAUGCAGCGCCCGCUGCACGCGGGGCAGCUGGCCCUGGCCAACGUGCUGACGCGGGAGGAGGCCGCCUACAUGCAGGAGAUGGCCGCCCACCACUUCCAGCGCAUCAUGGGCGUGCUGCGCGCCCUGCCCCGACCCAUGCUCCUCGUCUUCCGCAACAUCAACACCGUCCGCAGCAUCAACGUGGCGCUGGGGGCCCCGGUCGACCGCUACUUCCUCAUGGCCAAGAGCGCCGUGCGGAGCUGGGGCCGGCUCAGCGGGGAGCGCGCCCCCGGCCUCCGCGGCCUCCGCGCCGUCCGCGGCCUCCGUGUGGCCUGGGAGAGCCUCAAGUUCGAGGUGGCGCUCAGGCUGGAGACCCUCACCAUGAAGCUGACGGCCUCCGUCCUCCGCCUGCUGGCCUCCUGGGGGCUGCUGCCCCACAGCGAGCAGAUCUACGAGUACCUGCGGGCGUAGCGGGCGGACCCCCCCACCCGCACCCCCCCCACCCCCCCCCAAUAAACCCCUCCCCCCCGCGGAGAGGACGGCGGAGCACACGCCACGCA
This is a messenger RNA of Cygnus olor (mute swan), 2434 nucleotides long. It is a transcript of the gene ADCK5, whose product is annotated as aarF domain containing kinase 5. The transcript has 14 exons. The coding region runs from base 369 to 2345 and encodes 658 amino acids. The record is from RefSeq and is a predicted model, not a curated record. Lineage: Eukaryota; Metazoa; Chordata; Aves; Anseriformes; Anatidae.